GUCCGGGUGGACACCGACCUUCGCCGCCGCCCGCGCCCCUUCCGCCAGCUCCCGCUGCUGCUCUCCGGGCGCCGUCCUCUCCUCACCUCGAAGCCAACAUGAAGGAGACCCGGGGCGACGGGAGCGCCCCUUUCUGCACCCGCCUCAACCACUCGUACCCGGGCAUGUGGGCGCCCGAGCGCUCCGCCGCGGCGCGGGGCAACCUCACGCGUCCCCGCGAGCCCGGCGAGGACUGCGGCUCGGUGUCCGUAGCCUUCCCGAUCACCAUGCUCAUCACGGGCUUCGUGGGCAACGCGCUGGCCAUGCUGCUCGUGUCGCGGAGCUACCGGCGCCGGGAGAGCAAGCGCAAGAAGUCGUUCCUGCUGUGCAUCGGCUGGCUGGCGCUCACAGACCUGGUCGGGCAACUGCUCACCAGCCCGGUGGUCAUCUUCGUGUACCUGUCCAAGCAGCGCUGGGAGCAGCUCGACCCGUCGGGGAGGCUGUGCACCUUCUUCGGUCUGACCAUGACUGUCUUUGGGCUCUCCUCGCUCUUCAUCGCCAGCGCCAUGGCCGUCGAGCGGGCGCUGGCCAUCCGGGCGCCGCACUGGUACGCGAGCCACAUGAAGACGCGCGCCACCCGCGCCGUGCUGCUCGGCGUGUGGCUCGCGGUGCUCGCCUUCGCCCUGCUGCCGGUGCUGGGCGUAGGCCAGUACACUAUCCAGUGGCCCGGGACGUGGUGCUUCAUUAGCACCGGGGGAGGGGGCAACGGGACUAGCUCUUCGCACAACUGGGGCAACCUCUUCUUCGCCUCCACCUUUGCCUUCCUGGGGCUCUCAGCGCUGGCCGUCACUUUCGCCUGCAACCUGGCCACCAUCAAGGCCCUGGUGUCCCGCUGCCGGGCCAAGGCCACGGCAUCACAGUCCGGCGCCCAGUGGGGUCGGAUCACCACCGAGACGGCCAUCCAACUCAUGGGGAUCAUGUGCGUGCUGUCUGUCUGCUGGUCGCCCUUACUGAUAAUGAUGUUGAAAAUGAUCUUCAAUCAGACAUCUGUUGAGCACUGCAAGACACACACUGAAAAGCUGAAAGAAUGCAACUUCUUCUUAAUAGCUGUUCGCCUGGCUUCACUGAACCAGAUCUUGGAUCCCUGGGUUUAUCUGCUGCUAAGAAAGAUCCUUCUUCGAAAGUUUUGCCAGAUCAGGCACCACACAAACAACUAUGCAUCCAGCUCCACCUCCUUACCCCACCAGUGCUCCUCAACCUUGAUGUGGAGUGACCAGUUGGAAAGCUCCUCCAAUCCUAACUUGGGAAUUUAAACUCCAUUUAGGACUAUGGGGAUCUGAAUAACAAGACAGAAGGCUACCACACUCCAAAGCAAUCUUCUCCAAAAAUCGACAUCUGUCAGUGUUUCAAGUUUCAGCUUUGGCACUUGAGCCUCUAAGUUCAAGUGCAGGUAAAAGUCCUGGACAUGAUAUAUAAAACAAACAUAAGAAGACUGCGAAGGUAUAGAGAAGACUGACCAACUAUGAACCUUGGAACCCAGGAAAGACCAAGAUGGCCUUCCUUGUUGAUUCCUAUAUCCUGGACUGGGUCCUGGAAAAAACAUACCUGGAAAAGCCGAUGGGAACUGACAAAAAAGAGCCCUCAUAAAAUCUAGUUCUUCCUGGCAAAGGACAAAGAAAGGAACAGCUUAACAAGAUGAAAAAUUUUUAAAUAAUAACUGCCCUACUGCAGAAGUGCACCAUGGAACAAAAUGCAGCUCUAGCCCCAUCACAGUCAGCAAAAGCUGAGUGGGGAUCCUAGACUUCUACCCUUGCCGGGCUGUAGUAGAGGCCUGCAGUGUGAUGUCAGAGAAGCCAAGCGGGGAGAUGGGACUCCCACCCUCAUCCAGUGGUAGCAAUCCUCUCCCAACAGUGUCAGUGGAAGUCAGCCAGGAUCCUGGGCUUCUGUCCCCACCUGGCAGUAAUAAUGCACCCUCCCAUCUCCGCAGAAGUGAUACAAGAGGAAGCAGUUGGGGAACUUUCACUACCAGCCAGCAGGAAAACAAUUUCCUUCUUGCAGUGUCAGUAGAAAAUAUAAUACUUUUCUGACGUGGAUCUCAAUGUAUGCAGAGGAAGUAUUUAAGAUAAUUAUAUUACAAGUGAAAAGCAGUAAAGUAACUCAAAGGGAGGCAAAAUUUCCACAUUUGAUUCUGAAAGUAGUAGACCUUUGUGGUGAUGGAAGAAUUCUGUAUCUUGAUUACAGUGCCGGCCACAGGAAUCUACAUACAUGUGAUAAAAUGACAUGGAACCAUAUACAACAUUGUACCAAUAUAAAUUUCCUGUUUUGACAUUGUACUACAGUUAAUGCAAGAUGUAACCAUUGGGAGAAAGUAGAUGAGGGUACCCAAGGACUUUUCAUUAUUGCAGCUUUUUGUAAAUCUAUAAUUAUUUCAAAAUAAAUAGUAAAUAAUAAAAGUUUAAGAGAUCUUUAAUAGGGCAUAUUUGUAAACCUCUCCUAACCAUGCAAAAACAUAAGAAGCAUAUGAUAAAGAGUUGGUAUAAAAUUAUUAGAGCAGAUUUCCUCAGUAAUUGGUUGGGGGGGGGAGGGGAAGAUUCAUAGUUAUUUAUGACCUAUCUGUUUCAGGGAAUGCAAUUUUCUUUUGAUGUUGAUAUUAUUAUCAAUUUCUGCUUUUUCUUUUUAAAUUUGAGUAUAGUUGACACACAAUAUUAUAUUGGUUUUGGGUGUAUGAUUAGUGAUUCGACAAGUUUUAUACAUUAUGUUAUGUUCACAACUGUAGCUACCUAUCUGUCCCAUGACAUUGCUGUUACAAAAUCAUUCAACUUCUUUUUAUGUAGUCAAUAAUAACACUGUAUAAAAGCUCAUGAGUCAUCUUGUCUGGUCAUUAAUAUAAC
Leopardus geoffroyi (Geoffroy's cat) is the source of this 2870-nucleotide messenger RNA. RefSeq names its product prostaglandin E receptor 3 (gene PTGER3). Bases 99 to 1292 code for a protein of 397 amino acids. Lineage: Eukaryota; Metazoa; Chordata; Mammalia; Carnivora; Felidae. Gene Ontology annotation, biological process: intestine smooth muscle contraction; negative regulation of gastric acid secretion; inflammatory response. Gene Ontology annotation, cellular component: plasma membrane. Gene Ontology annotation, molecular function: prostaglandin E receptor activity. The transcript is spliced from 5 exons. The record is from RefSeq and is a predicted model, not a curated record.